UGUUACAUUCUUUCUUGCUCACAUAUUUUUGUCCUUCUCUCUCUCCUCCAUAGUUGUCUGCUUCUUUCCCUUACCAUUUUUUUCACAACUCAUUUCUUGCAUCAGCUUUUUGCUUGCUUAACAAUGCAGACAAGAACUGUACAAGUGAAGAACCUGUCAGAUCUAGCUACUGAGAGGGAGAUUCACGAGUUCUUUUCGUUCUCUGGUGAUAUUGAGCACAUUGAAAUUAUAAGUGAAACUAGCCAAUUAAAGACUGCAUAUGUUACAUUCAAAGAUCCCAAAGCGCUUGAAAUCGCCUUAUUAUUAUCGGGAGCAACACUCGUUGACAAGAUUGUGACCAUAAUUUGUGCUGAAAAUUAUGUACCAAAACCCGAGAUUCAUGAAUCAAGCGCAGCAGAUGACAUUCUGUCCUUUGCUCCUGCUAGGCAUAGUGCAUCAAAUGAUGAGCAGGACAGAAUGAGUCCACCUAGCAGUGGAAGAAUGUAUGUUGGUAGGGCACAAGAUGUUGUUGCUAGUGUCUUGGCCAAAGGUUCAGCCAUACGACAAGAUGCAGUUAACAAAGCGAAAGCAUUUGACGAGAAACAUCAGUGGAGAGCCAGUGCUUCUGCAAAGGUCAUUUCGUUUGAUCGGAGAGUCAGGCUGACUGAGAAACUGACUGUGGGAAUUUCAGUGGUUAAUGAGAAAGUAAGAUCUGUGGACCAAAGGUUGCAGGUGUCUGAUAAAACAAUGGCUGCAAUAUUUGCAGCAGAGAAGAAAAUUAACGACACGGGAUCAGCCGUCAAAUCUAGCAGGUACGUAACCGCCGGGACAGCUUGGCUAAACGGUGCUUUCAGCAAAGUUGCAAAGGCUGGGCAGGUUGCUGGUACAAAAACCAAAGAAAAGUUAAACCUAGCAAUGUCAAACUUGACUGCCAAGGAUGCAAUUGCUGUGUAAGUCGGAGAAUUUCUCGUCUUGAGGUCGCUUUACAAAUUGUUAUCGACACACGCAUUGGAUGACCUUGUUACAACGAUUUAUCGAGGAGGAUCGAGAUGCUUGUGUUAGAGUGCACAAAGUUGUGUUCAGUUUUGGGUUUCGUCGUGUGAAGUUAUGCAAAUGCAAUGUGUUGCGUAUUCCAUUUGAUCCUUUUUUAAUUUUUGCAAUAUAUUCUUUGAUUACUAG
This is a messenger RNA of Hibiscus syriacus, 1158 nucleotides long. Its product is annotated as binding partner of ACD11 1-like. The coding region runs from base 124 to 933 and encodes 269 amino acids. The transcript has 8 exons. Lineage: Eukaryota; Viridiplantae; Streptophyta; Magnoliopsida; Malvales; Malvaceae. Gene Ontology annotation, molecular function: RNA binding. The record is from RefSeq and is a predicted model, not a curated record.